AUGAAGUCUUUCCUGGGCCUGUGGGGACUCCUCCUCCUCCUUCCCUUUAUGAAGACUUGUGCUGAUGAUUGGACAGUCAUUCGUCUGCAAUGCACCAAUCACUGGUUCUAUCUCAGGAUUAAGGCUAUAUUAUUUUCCAAUAUAUAUAUGGAACCUGAUGAAGUGUUUUUAGGAAUCGGCUGCCCUGUGUCCACCGUCUGGCCAAAUGAUGUCUAUGACUUUACCUAUCGUACUUACUCCUGUGGCAUUGUCAAUAAAGUUAUUAAUGACGUCAUUCUGCUUGAGACUAAACUCACAUACUUCUCUAGAAACGGUACUCUCCGGGCUGAGAUGCAGCUGUCCUGCGUAAUGCACAGCCGUUAUCCUCUUAUCUGUGAUGCUGAAUGUAGCGGAGAUUUCACUGGCAAUCCUCCUGCGUGGGAAGUAGAUAUGACAAUACCCAGACAUCAGCAAGCUGCUGAUACACGGACGCCAAACUUUUCAACAUCAAAUGAAGAACCCCAGGCCUCCGGAAGCAGCAGGCUUGGGCUGGCUGAAGUUUCUAGCUUCAUGGAUUAG
Molecule: messenger RNA, 558 nt
Organism: Psammomys obesus (fat sand rat)
Lineage: Eukaryota; Metazoa; Chordata; Mammalia; Rodentia; Muridae
Gene: Oosp1
Product: oocyte secreted protein 1
Exons: 5
Coding region: 1-558 (185 amino acids)
Source: RefSeq, a predicted model, not a curated record